AUGGCCGAGACGUGUAUAGUCUGCCUCGGCGAUCUCGUCCACCACGAUGUCGGCCCUACCGCCACCGCAUCUCCGCUUGCGACCUACCCACUUGAGCAUGGCGCCGAUGUCCCACACGAACACCAUGCCAAGGAUAACAAGGCCACUGUAGAUUCGACCAAUGAUGAUGAAAUGGUCGCACACUUACUGCCAUGUGGCCAUGACCUUCACAAUGACUGUCUCAAGCCCUGGGUCGAACGAGCGAACAGUUGCCCGAUAUGCCGAGCCAGUUUCAACAUGGUCGAGCUCAGCGCACGCGUUGGAGGCCCCAAGAUAUCCGAGUACGCCGUGCAAGACAAACAACAAGUCGCCGAAAUCGACCCGUCCAUGAUUAUUGAAGAUGACUACAUACUGGAGGAUGAUGGAAGUUAUGACGCAUGCAUGGUCUGUGACGAGUUCGGUGACUCAUCCCAGCUCAUGUACUGCCACAGCUGUGAGCAGCUAUGCCAUGUCUUCUGCGCGGGUCUUGACCGCAUGCCUACGCGUGGCCCUUGGUAUUGCCAGGGCUGUGUCGAGAACCCUGCUCUGCUUGGAGCUGCGUCCCGAAGACGCCCCGCCAUCCGGGGCCCUGCUGCUUGGAUCAAUGGCCGAAGUCGCGUACCACGCCACAACCAAGCCCCUGACGAAUGGGUUGGAGUUUGGCAGAGUGUAUGGGACCGUCUACAGUUUGAUAUCGAAUUUCCAUUCGACGAAGAAGAGCAGUCAGAAAAUCAAUCCGACAUCACGCGGCGCGAAGACCGUAGAUGGGAGGAGCGUAUGCGCGUAGCGCGGCGAGCAGGAGCAGGCAAUCGUUUCCAGAUCGCCGCCGACAAUGUAGUGACUAACCGACGGCGCAACUCCAACCUCACUGCACGAACUACCAAUCGCACAUUGCAUCGCGAGCCCCCAAAGACACCGAAAGACCCGGAGUCACAAGAAGAGUUACGUGCAUGGAACCAGUUUGAGAAAGCGCGCGAACAACUUGCACAAACGGACGCACAACCUGCACCUAGUGUGGCAAGCACUAGCAGUAGACGGGGACGCAAGCGGAAGUCUGUCGACUAUUCCCCUUCUGAUAAUGAGCCUUGCGAGCAAAAACCGGAACGCAAGCUCAAGCGUCCUCGAACUCGCAUGCUCAUUGACCCAGGAGAAUCAUCGUCGGCUGCUGCUCGUCGCAAUACUGCGACGCAUGCCCCCGCUGCUGCCUCCUCACCCACAGCGGCUCAAAAUGGGGAGGCAUCUGCCCCAGCCCCCGGAUUUCUGCAGUCGCUUCUCCAGGAAGUGGAGGUUGACCGGUUUGCCGAACGAGAUAAGGAGAUUGCCGCCCCCCAACCUCGGCGAAUCAUCGUUGAACGCGCGUGUUCGCCUCCACACUCAUCGCCUGGGUUGUCGCCUGUAUACCAGCAGCCUCGUGGCAUGACUACCCCGCCGCCUCUGAACCUCACUCGUACUGCAUCACCUGCAGCACUGAAAGAUCAGCAGCCGUCACCUACUUACUCGCCUUACUCUCCUGCCGAUGACGAUCGUCCGAGCCGUCGCCGGCUCGCGCAUCGCUCUGCUGCUGGGCUUAGCAGUCCGCCCCGUUCAAAGGAUUCUUCGCCUACCCGACCCGCACUUUCCUACUCUACCAAGGCUGAGUUGCAACGCAUGGUGACGGCUGUGUUAAAGCCACUUUAUUUGAAGAAGGAAGUCACAAAACAAGAGUAUACAGACGUCAAUCGUGACGUGUCGCGUUUGUUAUAUGAAAAAGUGGGAGAGGCUGGUGCCGAUGCACUUGCAGAUCAGGACACCAGGGAGAAAUGGCAAAAAAUGGCUAGUAAUGAGGUGGAUGCCGCAGUGAAAGGUCUCCGUACAGCUGGGGCUGCGCUAUCCCCUGCUGCCGAUGAUUCUGCUUCUUCAUCUUCGUAGUAUGCAUCGCGUUGUGUCGAUGCUGAUGCACUGGGGCGUUUGUAUGGCGAACAUGGCCAUGUGCCAUAGCAAUACGGUUGUUUUUGGGAGGAAAGGAAUCAUGAUACCAUGGGCUUCAGUUCUUUUGCAUAUAUGGAGUUUCGAGAUUAUUCAUAUAUUAGGUAGCAUUGUUUUAGCGAGGAGAACAUGGUGGUUUUGUCAUUUAGAA
Pyrenophora tritici-repentis Pt-1C-BFP is the source of this 2134-nucleotide messenger RNA. Its product is annotated as HRD1, HRD ubiquitin ligase complex, ER membrane component. The record is from RefSeq and is a predicted model, not a curated record. NCBI's taxonomy places the organism in Eukaryota, Fungi, Ascomycota, Dothideomycetes, Pleosporales, Pleosporaceae.